CAUUGGCGGGGAUUGGCGGAGGGGCGGGCCGGCGGCGGCUGGCGGGGCUCGGCUCGGCUCGGCUCGGCUGGGCUCGGCUCGGCUGGGCUCGCUCAGCGCGGUGCGGCAGCAGCGCUGCCCCCCAGCUCCGCGCCGCGCCCCCUCCCCUUCGCCCCCAUGGCCACCAAAAUCGACAAGGAGGCGUGCAGGGAGGCGUACAACCUCGUCAGGGACGAUGCCACCGAGGUGAACUGGGUGACGUUUAAGUACAAUGGCUCUACAAUCGUCCCUGGAGACCAAGGGGUAGACUAUGAAACCUUUAAAAGGAAGUGCACAGAUGACGUGCGAUUGUUCGGCUUUGUCCGAUUCACCACCGGCGAUGCCAUGAGCAAGAGAGUCAAGUUUGCCCUCAUCACCUGGAUUGGGGAGGAUGUCAGUGGCCUGCAGAGAGCCAAAACUGGGACUGACAAGACUCUGGUCAAGGAAGUAGUACAGAACUUUGCCAAAGAAUUUGUGAUCAGUGACCACAAAGAGCUGGAUGAAGAUUACAUCAAGAACGAGCUGAAGAAAGCAGGGGGGGCUAAUUAUGAUGCACAGACUGAGUAAAGGCAGGAACCUCCUGGCACCAUCACCUGGAUCUCAAAGGGAGGGCAAAGGCACAACAAACUAACACACCUGAGAGAUGAGGCAACUGAACUCCCCAGCUUUCUGUGGCUGCACCUAAGAACUCCCUUUUUUGCAUACAGUGGACUUUUAUUUUCCAUUCUCUCUCAUGAAACAUUCCUCUCUGGGGCUCUGUUUUUCUUUUUCCCCCUUUUUUUACUCAUAACUCUGUCCGUGUUCUGGCACCUGUGGAAUUUAGGUUUGGCUCUGCUUUGGUCCUAUUCAGCCCUGUGUUUGUAGAGGCUUGCCACUGUGUUCUUCUUCAUGUCUGUGUGUUUUACUUGGGCUCAACCUGGUCUCUGAGGGAAGAAAGUUUUGGGGAGUUCUGAACAUCAAUUACUUUAAUUUUUGAAAAAUUUGUUCUGACUGAUAUUCUUGAAAAUAACAUUAUUUGCUUUUCUAGGCUCAGAUCAGCUUGGGAUGACUUCCCUCAAACUUUGAUUAAAUCAUCUGAGCAGAAAUAUCCAGCUGAGAAGUUAUCUAACAGCUUAAACAACAAAGCCAACAAACAAAAAAAAAUUUCUUUGACUCCUGAUAAAUGGGAAUAAAUUUGCCUUAAACAUUGCUUGACAGUUGCUAUGCUCUGUGCUGCACCUCUGUCCCUCCCUCUUAAAGAUAAGAUCCACCACAAUCCUAAAGUGGGUUUUGUUGCUUUUUGGAGGUAUCACAGCACAGUAAACUGAGGGGCUUAGAAAUGUCUGGACACUUGGUCACUAUUUUGUGUACGUUGGUCUCUGGGUUUGUAUCUGACUUUCCUAAUGCUGGGGCUCAGGAGGUGAAACUGAAAUGCAUAGAUUUCCUUUUUCAAUGAUGUCUGAAAAACAUAGCAGCUGCUGAAUCCUUCCCUGCCCGUGUCUCCCCUGGUUAUUUUGCAGUUAGACACAACAUCUUCAGUUCUCUGGGGCCUUUGAACACCCUCCAGCUGGGACCAAGGGAUGGAGCAGGGCAGCUCCAUCCAUCCCAGCUGGGGUUAAACACUCAACAGAGAGAACCUGGGCUCAGUUUGGUACCAAACUGUUUCUUUGUGGGGGCUUCUUUGUAUGGCUUUUGUUUUUCCAUCAAAGGUAACUGUCCCCAGAAUUACAUGGUGGGAGAGACUGUGGGGCUUGGGAGUCAGCGCUAUCAAUCCAUUACAGAAAUAAAUGUUUUUCAAGAACA
Oenanthe melanoleuca is the source of this 1800-nucleotide messenger RNA. It is a transcript of the gene COTL1, whose product is annotated as coactosin like F-actin binding protein 1. Gene Ontology annotation, biological process: regulation of actin filament polymerization. Gene Ontology annotation, cellular component: cortical actin cytoskeleton; site of polarized growth; plasma membrane. Gene Ontology annotation, molecular function: actin filament binding. Bases 157 to 585 code for a protein of 142 amino acids. NCBI's taxonomy places the organism in Eukaryota, Metazoa, Chordata, Aves, Passeriformes, Muscicapidae. The transcript is spliced from 4 exons. The record is from RefSeq and is a predicted model, not a curated record.